Molecule: messenger RNA, 459 nt
Organism: Synchytrium microbalum
Lineage: Eukaryota; Fungi; Chytridiomycota; Chytridiomycetes; Synchytriales; Synchytriaceae
Exons: 4
Coding region: 1-459 (152 amino acids)
Molecular function (GO): protein binding
Source: RefSeq, a predicted model, not a curated record
AUGCCUACCAGUGGAGUCAGAUUGCACUUUGGAUCAACUCUUCAAGUCAAGCAUGAAAGUGGUUCCUAUACGUCAUCUAUCGUGAAUCUUUUGCCUCUAAAAGAGGGAGAUGUCAUCGGAUCAUUCGAACACACAAUGUCCAUUAGUGACGUGAAGCGGUAUUCCACGGUUCAAAUCGAUACCGACAAGCACAUUGAACUCAAUUCCGAAUUGGUGUAUAUAAACCACUCAUGUAACCCCAACGUCAAAUUUGACACUCAAGGCCUCAAAGUCGUUGCUCUCAAGGACAUGCCGGCUGGCACAGAAUUGGCCUUCUUUUACCCAUCUACUGAGUGGGAGAUGAUUCAACCUUUUGAAUGUGCCAAGCAUCUUGAGACUAAUGUCCUCAAGCAGUUCAUUCUAUCCGAACACAUCACGAGGAUGCUGGAGGAACGUGAUGCUGCCAAAUCUGACGCUUAA